CUGCCGCCUCGAGGAAAGAUGGUGAAGCUUUCACUACAGUGCACAAUCGUUGGUCAGGCAGGAAGCUCGUUUGAUGUGGAGAUCGACGACAGCGUGAAGGUUAGCAAGUUGAAGAAGGCGGUGAAGGUGGAGAAGCCGAUCACGAUUACGUGUGAAGCCGACCAGCUGCAGCUCUUUUUGGCGAAGAAGGAAAAAGGCGCCGGCGCGUGGGUGACGGAGGCAGACGUGAAUAACGGCGUGAAUGACACCGAUGGCUUGACGCCGUUGGACGUUGCAGGAGCUCCUCUCAACUUGGUUGGCUUGUCGGGGACAGACGUGCAGUUCACACCCACGAUUGAAGAUGUCAAGGCUAAAAGUACCCCUGUUCACGUGCUGGUGGUGGUUCCUCCGCAGGACGACCUCCGAUCCCCAGCCAUGACUCUUCUUGAAGCGAUUUUACCUUAUGUUCUCAUAAGUGCCCCAACGACUCUCACUGACGGAAACAAAGGUUUCAAAGACGAGCUGUGCGACUUCUAUGGAUGCUACAGCCGAAAGAAAUCCUGCGUGCGGUGUAUGCUGCUCGAUGUUGCUUUUCCGAAUUCGCUCGUGAUUGCGUCGCAUUUGUUUCGUCGUAGCAACGAAAAUGUGUCACUUGUGAUGAUGCAGAUAUCUGACAUUGAUGAUGUGAGGAAUGGUUUGCUACUGUUCAAGCCUUUGGAACACGCAUUCGACCAUUUCCAAAUCAGCUUCAUUCGCGAUGACACGGACACGUUCUGUUUGAAGCUCUUCGAUCCGUCUAUCCGAGACACCCCUCUCAUUGAUCUCAAGGACCGCCACGACAACAAAGUGUUGAGCACGGAGCAGACUGAAUUGCUUCUCGGAAAGAUCUCGUCGCGGAAGAAGCCGUGCCGCUUUAAUGUCCGGACAACGUUUGGUGACGUGGAAGGCCGUGCUCUGACAUUCACUGGCUUAGGGCGUCCGUACAAUCGCUGCUUGAAUCUACAAGCAAGAGUGGCGCGUAUGAUUGCUUUGAAGAAGGAUCGUAUCGAUGCGUCGUACGACUUUAAAGACUUUUGGUCGGACGUUUCCCUCGAUGAUAAAAUGGAGAUGUUUCAACGUAGCAUCGCGAAUUCUAAUGCAAAGUUUUGA
Molecule: messenger RNA, 1128 nt
Organism: Phytophthora infestans T30-4
Lineage: Eukaryota; Oomycota; Peronosporomycetes; Peronosporales; Peronosporaceae
Product: Crinkler (CRN) family protein
Exons: 1
Coding region: 19-1128 (369 amino acids)
Source: RefSeq, a predicted model, not a curated record